Panicum hallii is the source of this 818-nucleotide messenger RNA. RefSeq names its product probable nucleolar protein 5-1. The record is from RefSeq and is a predicted model, not a curated record. NCBI's taxonomy places the organism in Eukaryota, Viridiplantae, Streptophyta, Magnoliopsida, Poales, Poaceae. The annotation marks the transcript as partial. The transcript is spliced from 5 exons. Gene Ontology annotation, molecular function: snoRNA binding. Gene Ontology annotation, cellular component: small-subunit processome; box C/D methylation guide snoRNP complex.
AUAUUUAAGGACAAGUCUGUUGCCAUCAACCUUGAAACUGGUCUCAGUGACAAGCUUGUUAAGAUGAUCAGGUCGCAUCAUAGCAUUGGGCAGAAACUUGCUGUUGGAAGAAGUGACUACAAAAGGAUCAUUGAAGCAAAAUUGAAAAUACACUGUCUGUUUGAUGAACCCGUGAUGGAAUUGAUGUGGGGCCUGAAGAACAUAAUGAAGAGUUUAGUGCCCACUGAAACAUGUGAGCUGACUACGGAGGACCGCGGCCAUAUGAGUAAAGGAAUGCAAUUGAUCCUGAAUAAGUAUGGCUUCAAGGUGGAGCCAGAGAUGGUUGAUGAAGAUCUUAUCACUAUAGCAACUGCUUUGUACGAGUCUGACUACUGCGUGAAUAGGUUUGCUGAGUUCUUGCACCGUGGUGGUAAAUAUCUUAAGGAGGUAUCUGGUAUUGAUUGUCAGAAUUUGGAUCUACAAAAACUUGCUACUGCCCUUAAAUUACUAUCUUACCCGAAAGAGAAAAUCGAAACUGGCACUUCUAAUGAGAUGUUGUCGGAAGAUAUGGCAAGUACAUUGGUGGAUCAAGCACACAUGUAUGAACGUAAGCUCCAUAAGGGGACAUGCUUGAAUAUCUACAGGAUAUCCUGUUUUCCCGUGCUGUUAGGAGUAGGGCGCUGGUGUCCUUGAAGGCCAAAGCCAUGGGUUAGAAGAAGAGUCACGUCAACAUUGUGGUCAUUGGCCACGUCAACUCUGGCAAGUCGACCACCACUGGCCACCUGAUCUACAAGCUUGGAAGUAUUGACAAGCAUGUGAUGCAGAGGCUUGAGAAAGAG